Messenger RNA from Saccostrea cuccullata (small rock oyster), 2186 nucleotides. RefSeq names its product thimet oligopeptidase-like. Gene Ontology annotation, molecular function: metalloendopeptidase activity. Gene Ontology annotation, cellular component: mitochondrial intermembrane space. The record is from RefSeq and is a predicted model, not a curated record. The transcript has 17 exons. Gene Ontology annotation, biological process: proteolysis; peptide metabolic process. NCBI's taxonomy places the organism in Eukaryota, Metazoa, Mollusca, Bivalvia, Ostreida, Ostreidae. The coding region runs from base 29 to 2128 and encodes 699 amino acids.
UGACGCUUAGAUAUAUUACUUUGCAUGCAUGGGAAAGCCGGUUUUAUUUUUGCGGAGUAGAAUUGUAAAAUCAUCUUUCUACACUCUCAGAGUAUUUUAUCGUCAGUACACGAACCCUUUCGCAAACAUCAUGUCGACACCGAAAGACAACAAACUGAUAUGGAAGCUGACACCCGACAUUAUAAAGAAAUCAGCUGACGAGCUGAUGGCGAAAACAAAAGCUGUUUACGACGGUGUGGGGGCCCUUUCUCCAGACGCUGUCACCUACACUAAUGUUGUAAAGGCUCUCGCUGACAAUGAUUGUGAAUAUGCUGUUGUGAGGAACAACCUGGACUUUAUGCAGCAUGUUUCUGCUGAUAAAGAGCUGAGAGAUGCCAGCGUGGAAAUUGACAAGAAAGUCUCAGAGUUUGAUGUGGAAAUGAGCAUGAGACAAGAUGUGUUUGAUGCAUUGGUUAAUUUUGAGAAGAAAUCUUCAAAUGAAGGCUCAGCAGAAUCAAAAAGAUAUGUGGAAAGAAUGAUCAAACUCGGCAGGAGAAAUGGUUUACAUCUGCCAAAAGAGAAACAGGAGAAGAUCAAGGAAAUCAAGAAGAGAAUGAGUGACCUGUCGAUCGACUUCAGUAAAAAUCUGAACGAGGAAAACACCAUCCUCACAUUCACCGAGGAGGAACUGGCUGGUGUCCCUGAAGAUUUCCUUAAAUCUCUAGAGAAGAAUGAGGAGGGUAAACUAAAGGUGAGCUUGAAGUAUCCCCAUUAUUUCCCCUGUAUGAAGAAAGCCAGGAAUCCUGACACGAGACGAAAACUGGAGACAGCAUUCAACUCAAGAUGUCUCAAGGAAAACACAGCCAUCUUAGAAGAGCUGAUAGAGCUCAGAGCAAAGAAAGCUGACAUUCUUGGUUUCCCUACCCACGCUGCCUUUGUGUUAGACAUGAGAAUGGCUAAAGAUCCUGACACAGUGAAGAACUUCUUGGUUGACCUGGCUCAGAAGCUCCGCCCACUUCAGAACCAGGAAGUGAAAGUUUUCCUGGACUACAAGAAAGAAGAAUGUGAGAAGUAUGGAUAUGAAUAUGAUGGGAAGAUAAAUUACUGGGACCUGCGAUAUUACAUGACGAUGACAGAGGAACGCCAGUACGCAGUGGACUCGAACCUUCUAAAGGAAUACUUCCCCAUGGAGACAGUGACUGCUGGACUUCUCGAUAUCUACCAGGAACUGUUGAAUCUCAAAUUUACACAAGUGAAAGAUGCUGAGGUUUGGCACCCAGAGGUCACCUUGUAUACUGUAGAAGAUAAAGAAUCGUCUAACCUGCUGGGCUAUUUUUAUCUUGACCUUUAUCCUCGGGAGGGGAAAUACGGACACGCUGCUUGUUUUGGACUGCAGCCCGGGUGUCUACAACCUGAUGGAAGGAGACAGGUUUCCGUGGCAGGAAUGGUUGCCAACUUCACCAAACCAACAGAGGACAAACCAGCCCUGCUCACUCAUGAUGAGGUAGAGACGUACUUCCAUGAGUUUGGUCAUGUGAUGCAUCAGAUUUGUGCUCAGGCAGAAUUCGCUUUGUUUAGUGGAACCAGUGUAGAGAGAGAUUUUGUGGAAGCCCCGUCACAGAUGUUGGAGAAUUGGUGCUGGGAGAAAGAACCGCUCCAGAGAAUGUCUAAACACUAUAAAACAGGGGCACCGAUCCCCGACGAUCUGUUAGAGAAGCUCAUUAAGAGCCGCAUCGCUAAUGCUGGAAUGUUUAACCUCCGCCAGAUCUUACUGGGAAUGUUUGACCAGACCAUACACACUCAGAAAAAGGCUGACACGGCGAAGCUUUUCUCCGAGAUUUCACAAGAAUACCUUGGAUUCCCCUCCACUGAGGGCACCAACAUGUCCGCCUCCUUUGGUCAUUUAGCGGGGGGAUAUGAUGCUCAGUAUUAUGGAUACAUGUGGAGUGAAGUAUUCUGUAUGGACAUGUUCUACACUCGCUUCAAGAAGGAGGGCAUAAUGAGUCCAAAAGUGGGCGGGGAUUACAGAAGAUGUAUAUUACACCCAGGAGGAUCCAAGGAUGCUUCGGACAUGCUGCGUGACUUCCUGGGUCGUGACCCCACACCGGAAGCCUUCCUCAUCAGCAAAGGUCUCAACCCAAAGGCGUGAAAUCGGUCAUUUAUAAACAAUUGUGAUAAACAGAGAUUACACCACUAACAUUUAAUUU